AUGGAUAAUGAAAAUUCAGAGAACAAUAAAAAUAUUGAAGAGGUUUCUGAUACAGAAGAAAAUAAAUUCAACUAUAACUUCAUUAAUACACCAUGGGACGAUCGUACAGACAGGAGUAGAAUAACUGCUAUUGCAUUGCUUGUGGCUAUAAUCGUUGCUACAGCUGCUCUAGUGAUCAACAAUUUAGUUAUACAUUAUAAAGAUUUUCAUUACGAGUCGUUCCUCAAUAAUACUGAUAUUGACUGUAACGUGGUUAAAUUGGAGGAUUAUCCUUACAUAGCGCGCAUACAUUUGAUAUCAUCUAACGAACUUGUGUGCGUAGGUGCUAUGAUAUCGAAACAUUCAGUGUUGGCGAAUGAGUUAUGUUUGAAAUCAGGUCCAAUUCGACUGCGUAUUGGGAGCCCUACCGAUCCGCGAUGUAAGAAAGGCUUCAGCGUUAAUUUUAUGGAAACCAUACCACACAAUGGCGUUAUUACAAAACAUUUGGUGCUGCUAUCAAUUCUCGAGAACAUGACUGGCUGUAUGAAGUCAAUCAAAAUUGGCUUGCAUUUGAAUCCACAAAAAAAUUUGUUUAUUAUUGGAAGGUCCUUUCGAGGUGGACGAGUUUUAUCGAUUCAAAUGGCAAAAUAUGUUAAAGAGGACGUCACUUCCGUGGAAUUGCGUAAUUUGAGUAAAAACGAAACAAUUGCUGUGACAACUUUUGGAAAGUGUCCCGUACGGGCUGGAGAUUUACUUGUACAAAGGGGUCUGUUGUUAGGCUUGGCGUCUACUAGUGUACACAAGAGAGAAACUUCUAAAACAGUCUAUUUCGCAAACCUGAGCACUGCUCGAAAAUAUUUAAAUCUGUUAGACGCUGAAGUGCGGUUUAGUUAA
Molecule: messenger RNA, 873 nt
Organism: Bicyclus anynana (squinting bush brown)
Lineage: Eukaryota; Metazoa; Arthropoda; Insecta; Lepidoptera; Nymphalidae
Exons: 2
Coding region: 1-873 (290 amino acids)
Source: RefSeq, a predicted model, not a curated record